Brenthis ino (lesser marbled fritillary) is the source of this 837-nucleotide messenger RNA. The record is from the annotation of a GenBank genome assembly. NCBI's taxonomy places the organism in Eukaryota, Metazoa, Arthropoda, Insecta, Lepidoptera, Nymphalidae.
AUGGCAGCUUCCGAGAUUAAAAAUGCAAUAGAUAUCUUCACUAGUUUAAACCUGGAAUCUUACGCCCGCACACCACAGUCCCCCACCAUAGAUAGAACUUCUUCGAUCGAAAGACCUCCCCUUGUCUCAGGCGAAGACCUAAAAGCACUGACGGACAGCCUACACUCUAAAAUAUCAGAAUGUGUCAAACAUGAGAUAGCUACCAUUAGGGAAAGCCUCAUCUCCAACCCCGCACCCCCUCAGCCCCCUCAACCUACUUAUGCCCAAAUCGCUUCAACAUCUCCACCCCGUAAGAAACCGAAGUCCAAGCCCAGCUUAAUAAUUACCGCAAAAGUCCCGGUAAAAUCUAAAGCUGAGCUAAUAGAUAAGUGGCAGAGAAAUUCAACUUUCAAAAAUAGUGGCUUCGCACCAGAAAAGGUGAUACCGAUAUCAAACAAACGACUCAUGGUACAGUUCGAAAAUAGCCGACAGAGAGACGACACCAUAAACACCAUCCAAAGCUCGACAGAGUUGAACGCAGAGGUCCCUAAAAGACUGAAGCCCAUGCUCAUUCUGAAAGGCAUCAGUAAAAACAGAGACAAAAACGAACUAAUUGAUACCAUUAUAAAACAAAACCCCGAACUAGGUAACACCGAUAUUGAAAUGAAAGUUAAAUUUACGACAAACAAUAAACAUCCCGCCCUAUAUAAUGCUGUACUGCUCGUCUCCCCUCAUGUAUUUAACACCUGCAUCGAGAAGGGUAGAAUAAACAUUGAACAUCAAAAGAUAAACGUAUCCGAGCACAUCCCGCUGCUACAGUGCUUUAAGUGCUUAAUGUUCGGACACCUCAAAGCACUG